Molecule: messenger RNA, 7128 nt
Organism: Bacillus rossius redtenbacheri
Lineage: Eukaryota; Metazoa; Arthropoda; Insecta; Phasmatodea; Bacillidae
Exons: 7
Coding region: 560-2743 (727 amino acids)
Source: RefSeq, a predicted model, not a curated record
GUGGGGCCGCCUGUCUGUCGGCAGCGUGUGCUCUGGAGGAGGGUCGCGUGUGUUCGGCGCCAGGUCUCCGAGCCUAGUCUCCGGGGACAGCACUGCCUGUCUGGUGAGAGAGAGAGGGCUUGUUGCAGGCGGAUCAGGGGGGCAGAGACCCUGGUGGGGCCGCCUGUCUGUCGGCAGCGUGUGCUCUGGAGGAGGGUCGCGUGUGUUCGGCGCCAGGUCUCCGAGCCUGGUCUCCGGGGACAGCACUGCCUGUCUGGUGAGAGAGAGAGGGCUUGUUGCAGGCGGAUCAGGGGGGCAGAGACCCUGGUGGGGCCGCCUGUCUGUCGGCAGCGUGUACUCUGGAGGAGGGUCGCGUGUGUUCGGCGCCAGGUCUCCGAGCCUGGUCUCCCGGGACGCCGAGGACUUUCCCGUCGGCGGUGCGACCCCCCAGGGCGAGACCCCGCGCACAGACACAGAUGGCAGCCUGGGCAGUCUGCGGCCGCCAGGUGACAGCUCGGACGCCAGAAGACAGUCAGAAGACUCCAGAAUAGACAGAAGACUGCGUGGCGGUUCUUCUGGAAUGCUCGAUUUGCCCAAGUCGUACGAACGCUCGCGGCAGCUGUCCGUGUCCUCGGACCGGAGCGGCUCCAGCGGCACGACGGCGGGCUACCUGACGGCGGCGCAGUCCCUCCGCAGCUCCGGGUCGCAGGGCAGCGGCCUCUGGUGGUCCACGCUGUCGCUGGCGAGCGCGCGCUCCGAGCCGCCCAUCACCCGGCCCGACGAAGAAGACACGGCCACCCCCGAGACACCCCCCGGGCAGCGUCGUGACUCCGCGACUCCCUGGAGGACCCCGCUGACCGGGGCCGGCACCGCUGACCUCGGCACCACCAGCGACCCGCGACCUCAGCUUCCCGGCGGGGCUCUACCCGAGAUCCCGGCGAAGCACCUCGCUAGUGGCACCACCGAAGAUGAGAACAAUCGUGCUUUCGUCGAUCCACAGCCGACCGAUCUCGCAAAUACUUUGAUUAAUAACACACCAGUAACUCAGGAAGACAAUUCCUGUCUCAUAAGUAGCAGCAACGUACAACCACGGCUUCUGCAAGGCAAUCCGUCUACUAACUCGAUGAUUCCAGAAGAUAGUGUUCGGCUCAGUGGCACCACCGAGGAUGAGAGUAAUCUUAAUCCCGUCCAUUCAAAUCAAAUGGAUGUUGGGAACACUUCAAUGACUUUUUCGAUGGGGACUCAAGAAGACACUCCUGGUCUAACGAGCAGCAGCAUACAACCGCAGCUUCUUAGCGAAAAUCUGCCCGAUAUUUCUGUGACUCCAGACGAUGCCCUUCUCUCUGUGGGAGAGAGCGGUGAAGACGAAACGAAUCUUCCAACUGCCAUUCCACAGCCAUUGCUUCCUCGUGAAAAUAUGUCAAUAAAGAACAUGCUGGCAACUCAGGAAGAUACCUCUGACCUGGGUAGCAGCGACAGCGAAGAAGACAGUGGGAAUGAUAGCAAGGAACCAGAAGCGAUAGCAGAAGAGCCCAAAUACGAAGGUGCCAGAGAUGAAAAGGCAACCUCAUUAGGUUUCGCAGCUCCCUUUGAAGCACAUGUGAAUCCUUUCAUAUACACAGAGACUUAUGAAAACGAAGAACACCCAAAGGAUGUUCCCGUAACCCUAGAAAAUUCUUCAUACACUAAGGGUUAUAUGGGUGAUUUUUCCAAAGGAAAUGAAUAUGGUGCUGCAUUUGUUGAGGGUAAGAACGACUACCAUACACACGAGGAAAAUAACACUAUAUUCUAUCAACCAAAAAAUAAAGUGCAUCACAUAAGCCUUGAAAAGUCAAACGAUAAAACAAAAAUGACUGAAAGCUUGUCUAUCAAUAGUUCUGUACCAACAGACGUAACAAUGACCGGGAAUCAUGAUCUUAGUUUUAAUGAAGAUGUCAAUAACACAACUAGCGCAGAUAUAGCUGGUGAACCCGAAAUAACAGAUAAUCUUGAGGUUUUAGGGAACAGUGUUGAACAUUUCACAAACCCAAAUGUUUCUGGAGAAUCGGAAGAGAAGGAAUGUCUUCUACCUGAAAAUAAAACGACAAAUACAAAAGAAUCUAACUAUGUUAUUAGUAGGACCACAGCAAACAGCUUUGGGAAACCUUCGGAACGAUACUCCAUCAUAGUAAGCGUGCCCGACGAGGCCGGUAGCAGCCCUACGCCCUUCGGGCUGGACCUGGCUGCGCUGCGCGACUUCCCGCGGGCCUGCCUGCUGCUGGGGCUGGCCCUCGCGCAGUGCGCCGACGUCAACCACGCCUUCUUCACGCCGCUGAUGCUGGCCGGCGACCUGGCGCCGCUCCUCCUGGUCGUCGUGGCGGCGGCCGACCUGGCGGCCAGGGUGCUGCUGCCCGUAGGCCUGGACGGCUUCCACCCAUCGCCCCGGGCCGUGUGUCUGGCGGGCUUCCUGCUGCUGGUGGCCUCGCGCACGGUGCUGACGCUGACCAUGGAGACGAGUGGAAUGCUGAUGGCCUGCGUGUUCCUCGGGGCCAGUCGGGGCGUCAAGGCGGCCUACCUUCCCACGGCCGCCCCUGCAGACAACUUCUGGACCUCUCUCUGCCUGCAGAUGGCCUCCCAAGGCGUGGUCUUCAUCGUGCUUGGCCCGCUCACGGGCUACUUGAAGGACUGGAAUGGCAGCUACGAUGCGAGUGUCCUCGCCAUAAACAUAGCCACUGUGGUCGGGAUGCUGCUGUGCUGUGUCGAGUACCUCCGGCCUGCCUCGUGACUCCUCGCCAUCAGCAUGGCGACUGUGGUCGGGAUGCUGCUGUGCUGUGUCGAGUACCUCCGGCCUGCCACGUGACUCCUCGCCAUCAGAAUGGCGACUGUGGUCGGGAUGCUGCUGUGCUGUGUCGAGUACCUCCUGCCUGCCUCGUGACUCCUCGCCAUCAGCAUGGCGACUGUGGUCGGGAUGCUGCUGUGCUGUGUCGAGUACCUCCGGCCUGCCACGUGACUCCUCGCCAUCAGCAUGGCGACUGUGGUCGGGAUGCUGCUGUGCUGUGUCGAGUACCUCCGGCCUGCCACGUGACUCCUCGCCAUCAGCAUGGCGACUGUGGUCGGGAUGCUGAUGUGCUGUGUUGAGUACCUCCGGCCUGCAUCGUGACUUCUCGCCAUCAGCAUGGCGACUGUGGUCGGGAUGCUGAUGUGCUGUGUCGAGUACCUCCGGCCUGCCAAGUGACUUCUCGCCAUGAGCAUGCCGACUGUGGUCGGGAUGCUGCUGUGCUGUGUCGAGUACCUCCGGCCUGCCUCGUGACUCCUCGCCAUCAGCAUGGCGACUGUGGUCGGGAUGCUGCUGUGCUGUGUCGAGUACCUCCGGCCUGCCACAUGACUCCUCGCCAUCAGAAUGGCGACUGUGGUCGGGAUGCUUCUGUGCUGUGUCGAGUACCUCCGGCCUGCCACGUGACUCCUCGCCAUCAGCAUGGCGACUGUGGUCGGGAUGCUGCUGUGCUGUGUCGAGUACCUCCGGCCUGCAUCGUGACUCCUCGCCAUCAGCAUGGCGACUGUGGUCGGGAUGCUGAUGUGCUGUGUCGAGUACCUCCGGCCUGCCAAGUGACUUCUCGCCAUGAGCAUGCCGACUGUGGUCGGGAUGCUGCUGUGCUGUGUCGAGUACCUCCGGCCUGCCUCGUGACUCCUCGCCAUCAGCAUGGCGACUGUGGUGGGGAUGCUGCUCUGCUGUGUCGAGUACCUCCGGCCUGCCACAUGACUCCUCGCCAUCAGCAUGGUGACUGUGGUCGGGAUGCUUCUGUGCUGUGUCGAGUACCUCCGGCCUGCCACGUGACUCCUCGCCAUCAGCAUGGCGACUGGGUCGGGAUACUGCUGUGCUGUGUCGAGUACCUCCGGCCUGCUACGUUAAAAAAAAUUAUAAAUGUAAAAUUUCAGUAGUAUAUGGUCUUUUUUUCUAAAUAUUACUAAGUCAAAAAUCCUACAGUUUUUUUUCUGUUAGCCCCAGCAUAAUUAAUUAAUACUCACUUUUUAAAAUGAUAUUUUUGAUUGAAUGUAUAUAUUUUGAUUGUAAAUAAUUUGUUUGUAAUUUUAUGGAAACCCAAAAAUUCUACAUAAGUUGAAAGGCAUUAUAGCAGUAGUACCUAUACGUGUAUAUUUUCUCUAAUACACUGAUUCACAAUUGGAAUUGAUCUUUGUCACAUGUCAUAAAAAAGAAGUUAAAUAUUAGUAGGGGGAGCACACGGGUUCUGGGGCACAGUAAACAAUCAAACAGGUGGGUGUGGCACCACAUGUCCAGGUGGGCGUGGCAGCAGGCAGGCGUGGCACCACAUGGCCAUGUGGGGGCGUGGGCGGGAGCCAUGUGGAGGGAAUCCUCAGGUGGUUGUUGACGUCACGUGGAGCAUCGUCUGCUCGUGCGACGGCAUCUUGGUUGUAAUUUGUGUUAAAGACAAUUGUUCUCUUGUAGUGAUAUAUUUAUAUUGUUUUUUCCAGUAAUUAAAUACAUAGUGGCAAUUACUAAAAAAGUAAUAUUAUUUAUAACAUUCACCCAAUUUAUUAGAAGUAUUCUUAUUACCUCACACACAGUUGUCAUUAUUCAUAACUAAAAUAAUUUGUUUGAAGGAAUGUCUUGUGCAUAUAUAGAGAGUAUUCUCGCUUAUAGUCAUUAUAUUAAAUUUUUAUAUAUUGCCAAUGCUGUAUCGUGCGAGAGCCUCGCAGACCUGUGGCGACUGCGCUCCCCUUCCUGAUUUAAUAAUAACCCAGACGGCCUUCCGCGUAGGGUCCGCCAGCCAGCAGCGCUACGCGCCGCGGAUAGAAAAGCCUUCAAUUAAUAUUAUUUAGAUUUACCUCAAUUUAAAAUAUUUAUUUUCCCACACUUAAAAUAUUACGUGUACCUUGAGGGCGUACGGGGUUGUGGUGAAUUUAUCGAUAUUAAAUAGUGGGCGCCACCACGUGAGUGGGCACGUGGACCCGGCUUGAUACUCUUACUCAGGGCGUUACGUGGCCCGUGUGCGGCGAGAUAUUUGGCCCUCUGGAUUUUAACCGCGCCGCUCUCGACCCUGCCUAAGCCCGCUCUCAGCGUCGGGCACGCUUCUAACACGCCGUGGGCUCUCAGGGCGUCCCACACGCCGCCGACCAGGUUAGGGUCCCACGUGGUCCCCCCCGAACACAAAGACACGUAACACAGUUAAUUAGUUUACGUACUCACGAUUUAUUUCCGUACACGUUCCUUCACUGGUACAACUGGUAAAAAUGCCCGGGGCACGAAUCGGCUUAGAUGAAGAGGCGGACCAUACACGUGGCCGCCCCAAGUCGUUACGUAUUACGAUGGUGAUAUUAAAAACUCCGAGAAGUUACUAUUAAUUAUUUAAAAAGUCUCUCCGACCGAGAGAGGCCCCGAGGAUGAAGAAAGAGAUUCAGAUAAAUUAAACUAUGGAAUUAUUACUCAGUGACUCAACGGUGAUGUCCUCGAGGUGUCGAUAGAGACGUCCGCUCUCGGCCGGCUGUAGAAGGAGACUGGGAUGAGAUCAUGGUUUGCAGGUGGCAACAUGGCGCCCCUUCGCGCCGAACACAAUGACCGUUACACACUCUGCGAUUCCGUGCCCCGGCGAAAGUUAAGUAAAUAGUAGAUUACAUUUAAUAAUUAUAUAGAAAUUACUGGUAAUUUAAAAUACAUUAAUGUUUACGUAGUUAUUAAGAAUUAUGCUAAAACAUUUCUACCCUCGUUCAAGUCCGUGCCUGUUCGGGUCCGCCCGGGCAACGUCUAUAGUUUUAUAUUUAACAUAAUAUUUAAAUUAAAGAAACACCUGAUUAAACUGUAACAAAACACUGGGGCGAAAGAAUAAAAGAAAAAGGUUUACAAUGUGAAUUAAUAUAUUUAGGGGUGCGGCGCACUGCAUCUAAGCGCCCUCUUGCUGUAGUUCGUGGCGCGCAGUUUGAAUCGCACACGGCUACGUACGUUACGACACAAAUGCCGGGUAGGGAAGGUAUUGGGAAAGGGAACGGAGGAUGAGCAGGCUCGUGGGGCGAAGCCCCGGCUGACACAACCUGUAUACGAAAAACGUAAUUUCUCCCAAGUUAAAAUACUUUUUUUCCACACUUAAAAUAUUACAUGUACCUGUAUACAAAUGUACUUUCUCCCAAGUUAAAAUACUUUUUUCCACACAUAAAAUAUUACGUGUAUAUGCAUUAUUUCAGUUAAAUAUAAAAAUAUUAUUUCAAUUUAAAAAUAAAAUAUUGUGUGAAACAAUUUUUUUUUACUCCAGUUAAGUGACAGGAAGUUGUGUGUGUUUUAUUAACAGAGUUACCUGUACCUGCCAUUUGAUUAUUACCAGGCAAAAGUAACUUGUAAUAAUAUUUUCUUCUUUUGCGAUAGUUUCGUUUACUUAACAUUUGUUUAAAAAAAAUAAUUUAUGUGUAUUUCUCACAUCAGUUUUGAUAUCUCUUAUGAGUCUCGUUUACAUACUGUUUCUUUUAAAAAUAAAAGAUAAUGUAUGUAUAUUUUUUCUCACAUCAGUUUUAAUAUCUCUUACGAAUACCUAGCACAUUGCUACAAAUUAGAUUACAUAUUAUGUGUGUUUUCUAGACGAAAGUAACAUCCUACGUGUUACAUCAGUCAACGAGUUUUAAAGACUUUUAAACCAGACACGUCUUUCCCAAUCACACGUGGUGCCACGCCCACCUCGUACCACACCCACCUCCUGCCACGCCCAUUGUUUACAGUGCCCCAGAACCUGUGUGCUCCCCCUACUAACAUUAAAUGUUUAAACAUUUUGCUUGAUAAGCCAGUUAAUAUUUAUUUUGUUUUGUUUUUUAAAUUUUUAAGAUGGAAUUGUAUCUCUUGACUUCGAUUGAAAAUACAAUUCAGACCAAUUUGUAUGCCAUCUAAACCUGUUUUAAAAUAACAGCUUCAAUCAACAUACAGUUUUAUUGAAUUGUGUUUUCAUGCUGUUACAAGAUUAGAAAUGGACUUUGUGUUAUGUAUUAAAAUACAAAUUUAUUUUUAAUAACACCAUAAACAUUUGUUCAUACCAAAUACAAAAAUUGUUUGAACCAUUCAUAGGUACUAAUAUUCAAAUAACAUUAUUACAAGUCUGGUAUUUGGAAGGUAACUGCAGAAUAAUGAUAGUAUUAAAAUAUUUUGCAGAGAAAUAUAAGGGUUAAUGGCCAUAA